AUGCGGAGGCAUCACAGCAAGAAUGCACAGAAAAAAAGAAACAAAAACAGAACACGGAAGAGUCACGGCAUCGGAUCACUAGCGACAGGCGAUUUAACAGACGCAGAGAUCCAAGAAACCCUCAAAAAGGAAUUGGAUAUGAUGAGUCAAAUCAAGGGAGUUAGCCACAUUGCCACGAAUAAGAUCUUUAUGAAGCACGAUCGCCCAAUUAAACAGAGGUCCAGCUGGUUGCAGGAAGCCAACCCAGGCCGCUCCGGUAGGCAGACAAGCGCCAGCCAGGAAACCAAUUCCUACACCGACCACGGCAACAACACGGCAAACGAUGGCGACACCAACAACCAGGGAAAUGACCACGGCAACAACACGGCAAACGAUGGCGACAUCAACAACCAGGGAAACGACCACGGCGACAACACGGCAAACGAUAACAACACCAACAACCAGGAAAACGACCACGGCAACAAAACGGCAACCGAUGACAACAACAACAACCAAGGAAACGACACGGCAAACAACGGACAACGAAGCACGACCCCUCACGCCCAGGACAACAACCGGAACAAAAAGGAACAAGCUGGCUGA
Molecule: messenger RNA, 582 nt
Organism: Drosophila rhopaloa
Lineage: Eukaryota; Metazoa; Arthropoda; Insecta; Diptera; Drosophilidae
Exons: 2
Coding region: 1-582 (193 amino acids)
Source: RefSeq, a predicted model, not a curated record